GGUUUGAAUAUUUAUUGAUAAACAAACAAUAUACAUUAUGCAACCAGCUUCGAGAUUUCGAGUCUCAUUGUCAUAAUAAUUCUCACAACCUGUGAGAGAGAGAGAGAGAGAGAGAGAAGUCACCUGAAGUGUGCAACAAUGGCGGAUCCAUCAGCACCACUAUUAACCCAUAUCGAAGACGAAGGUACUUCUCCAUCUUCGAGUUUCGACAAGAUCUUCGAACAGAGCUUGUCUGGUUUCAGCUUCCCACAAUUCUUACAGAUCAUUAUCGUCGGUCUUGCCUUAUCCUUCGACUCGCAACAGAUAUUCAUCACGGUCUUCACAGAUGCAUACCAGACGUGGCACUGCCUCGACCACACGAUCUGCAAUCCCUCGACCACGGACAUCUGCGAACUUCCUCGGUCAGCCUGGGAAUGGGACGGUGGAUUCAAGGGUAAAUCCGCCAUUUCAGAGUUCGAACUCGAGUGCUCGAGCUCCUUCCUGAGAGGUCUACCUACGUCUUCUUUCUACAUGGGUUCUAUCGUUGGUGGCGUGUUCAUGGCUUUGAUACCAGACAGUUUCUUGGGACGCAAGAAACUUCUUUUCCUCUCCACUCUUGCAAUGUCACUCACUGGAAUCUCAAUCUUCUUCUCCACUAGCAUAUGGACUUACGCUUUCUUGAAAUUCAUUAUCGGAUUCGCGCGUUCACAGACCGGGACUUACGCAAUCAAUCUGAUAAGCGAACGAGUUUCCACCAAAUGGAGACCUAGAGCUACUAUGAUACCUUUUACCCUGUUUGUGCUAGGGUUCAUGUCUCUGUCUGGAAUAGCCUACCUUGUUAGACACGCUUCUUGGAGAGUUCUUUAUCUAUGCACAUCCGUUCCAGCAACUAUCCACAGUGUUUUCAUCUACUUCUUUGCCUUAGAGUCUCCUCGUUGGCUUCAUGUGCAAGGCAAGAACGAAGAAGCCAUUGAAGUGCUCAAAAGACUUUCACCUACAAACAGAGGUUACUUGGAAUCAGUAUCUUCUAGGUUACAUUCAAAAGAACAACCACCAAGCAGCUCCAUCAAAGACUUGUUCAUCAGAAAAUGGGCUUUUCGAAGAAUCGUGGUCGUGAUGAUCAUAAUGUUUGGGUUAGGAAUGAUGUAUUAUGGAGUUCCCUUAGCGGUUAGAGACAUAAAAGUGAACAUCUAUCUAAGCGAAGCACUUAACGCAUUGGUGGAGUUACCUACCUUUGUUAUCACACCAAUAUUGCUAGAGAAAUUCAACAGAAGAAGCUCUGUUCUUGUGAACUGCUUACUCGGAGGAGCAUUAGGUGUGCUCUGUUUCGCCAUGACCUCUUUUGGUAGAACAAACAUUGCUUUUGCACUAGAACUAGGUUCUUUCUUCUGCGCGAGGAUCGGGUUUAACUUGAUGGCAGUUUAUAUGAUUGAGAUGUUCCCUACAUGCGUGAGGAACUUCGCGACAACGAUGCUUAGACAAUCCCUUGUACUUGGAGGUGCUAGUUGUCCUAUCAUUGCUUCUGUUGGAAGAAAUGUGCCCUCCAUCUCCUUUGCGGUUUUCGGGGUUGUAGUGUCGGGUCUCGGGUUAUUCACUUUGCUUCUUCCUGAGACUAAAGGGUCAAGUCUUUGUGAUACAAUGGAUGCACAAGAGCAGAGUGACCAAGCUUUGAAAGACUAGCCUUAGUUGCUGAACAUUAAGCUUCAUCAAUUUUUUUUUUUCUUUAGUGAAUGAUAUUGUAACCGGUCCGAACCGUUUGAUGUUCAGCGUGUUUCAUAUUUGAGUGUAAUAUCUUUAUAAACCUACCGAGAA
Messenger RNA from Raphanus sativus (radish), 1791 nucleotides. Its product is annotated as organic cation/carnitine transporter 5. Gene Ontology annotation, biological process: transmembrane transport. Gene Ontology annotation, cellular component: membrane. The record is from RefSeq and is a predicted model, not a curated record. The transcript has a single exon. Gene Ontology annotation, molecular function: transmembrane transporter activity. Bases 139 to 1659 code for a protein of 506 amino acids. NCBI's taxonomy places the organism in Eukaryota, Viridiplantae, Streptophyta, Magnoliopsida, Brassicales, Brassicaceae.